CUAAAAUUAUUAAGGACAUUAAAAAUUCAUAUAAUAUUAGUACACUAAAUUCGAGGUCACCAGGGUUAUAGCUCAGUAAACAAUAAGAAUAGCUCCGCCCCUGAUUGUCUCAUUUCUUCGUGGAAUCAUGGAGAUGGAGAUCGAUUCCCCACCACAAUUGCUGGCUGAAAAGUUUGAGAAAACCCUAAGAAUUGAGGAUGAUGAUUAUGUCUUCGUUGAGGAGGAAGCAGAAGAAUCAGAAGAAGAAGAAUCAUCAUCAGAAGAAGAAAAACAACAACCACCACAACAACAACGAAGACAACAACAACAAGUACCACGCGGUUACAAUCCCUCCUCUGUAAUCUGGGAUGAGCCACAAGAAGACCAAACCAAUUAUACCUAUCAACAACUCUGCUUUGAGAUAGCCGACGAGGUCGCCAAAGAUUUCAUCCACCAAGUCGACGAGAAUCGGUUUGGCGAGUUUCCGUGGCCACCUGAUCUUAGUUGCCCACUGUUCCGAUAUGGGUAUAUUUGUCGGUACUUAAUAAAGUUGGAGCCAGAAGAUGUGGGAUCUAUGGUGGUGCAGUUUUCGAUAAAAUCGAACCCUGAAGAAAUGGAACGUGCUAAGAGAUUUCUAGAGCAAAUGCGGAGCAGCUGGGGUUAUGAUCUCGAUUGCGAUCCUCCUCAUUGGUUCGGCUGUUCAAUUUACCCCAUAGUGCUGGAGGAUGCAGCUGAGGCAGAGGAAGCAGCUCAGGCAGAGGAAGCAGCUCGUUGGGCAAUAAGCAGAGUCAAUAAAGUGGCUGGGGAAAUGGGCAAAAUUGACAUGAUGUUGGAGCUUAAGAGCCUGGACAAGGCUGUGAGGGGCUGCUUCAGCGUGUAUCUUGUGAGCUUUACGGUGAAGACUGUUUUGGGAGAUGCCAUUAAAAAAGUGAGGGCAUCGGUUGGGUUUGCACCGUCAGCUCCAGCUCCCAUUCUGUUGGAGUGCAAGCUUGUGCCGUAGUUGACUUUCCUACUACACUACUACUCGAUAACUCCACUUGGCAUUUUUUAUUAUUUUGUUUGGUUUUCAGACUGUUUUGACUUCUUCCAUAACCCAUUUGACAACAUCAUUUUGAACUUAUGAGCAGUGGGAAUCUGAACCUGACUGAAUGUACAAUAUUCCUACCUGGCAUAAGUUCAAUCCCACGUUCAGUGGCCCUGCUCAUUUUUCUCAUAUGUAGUCACUGGUUCAUUCCUCUCCUACUCAACGCAGAAUCACUCAAAACCGUACCUCGUCAUAGAUUUUGAACUAUACUAACUAUGUUCGCAUAUAAUUUUACUGAUGUCAUACAUUUACUUACAUUUACCAA
Striga asiatica is the source of this 1328-nucleotide messenger RNA. The record is from the annotation of a GenBank genome assembly. Lineage: Eukaryota; Viridiplantae; Streptophyta; Magnoliopsida; Lamiales; Orobanchaceae.